Yarrowia lipolytica CLIB122 is the source of this 1431-nucleotide messenger RNA. RefSeq lists its product as uncharacterized. Gene Ontology annotation, cellular component: outer membrane. The record is from RefSeq and is a predicted model, not a curated record. NCBI's taxonomy places the organism in Eukaryota, Fungi, Ascomycota, Dipodascomycetes, Dipodascales. Gene Ontology annotation, biological process: protein insertion into mitochondrial outer membrane.
AUGGAGGACGAAGACGUAUUCCAACGUCUCUCGAGACACCACAAUGAAGGCGCUGCUGCCAGUAAAGAAGAAAUCGACGCUUCUGCUCUGGAAGCACAGCGGUCGUUACUACUGUCCCUCCUCGAGCAGAAUAACACUCGUGAAACAAAAAUCCUGAGUGUGGUGACCGAGGGAGGCCGUGCAUCACGCGACUCGUUCGUCCGAGCUCAGCUCAAGCCGCUGCUUGAAACUGACACCAUGACUUUCACAGACCUGCUCAAGCGGGUUGAUACGGUAAACCGUGAUCUGCAGUCAUUUGGGUGCUAUAACAAUGUCCAGAUUACGCUACAUGGCGUGGACGACCAGUUUUCGCUUGGAAACAUGUUUGGAGGAGGCAACGCUUUGACUGUUCAACCUGUUUUAAAACUUGCCGAAGCCAAACGAUUUACAGCCAAAACUGGAACAGAUGUUGGAAACGGAGAGGGAAGUGGAUACAUCAACUGCCAGUUUAGACACAUGUUUGGAGGAGCCGAGACGCUCAACUUUGACGCCUCCAUGGGCACCCGAACCAAGUCUAACUAUAUGCUGGCUCUCACGAGUCCUAUAAACAACAGUGCUCGAUGGAAGGGAGAGACCAUGGCAUUUGCCACUUCUCGAGACAUUCCCUGGUGUUCGCAUUUACAGAGCGUUCAAGGAGGAGCUUUGAAGCUGAGAUAUCUGGGCUUCCCCCACACUUUGGAUCUGUCUGUGGAGACUCUGGUUCGAACUAUAUCUGCCUACUCUGAGGCUUCUCGAACGGUCAAGUUUGCUGCUGGAGAUGAUAUGAAGCGAGCUAUGAGCGCCACAUACACGUAUGAUUCACGUGACAUCCACGUGAUGCCCACCAAGGGAUACAUGGUCAAGCUUACUGGAGAGUAUGUACUUUCCAGCAACCUGUUGAGACUUCAGUCUGAAUACAGCUCUGGUGUGCGAAGCAAGUAUGCCAUAUUCAACUGGGGCAUGAAAUGCGGUCUUCUGAGCCGAGAUGUCGGCAGUUAUACCCACGGAGCCGUUCAGAGCAACGUUCAUCUGAUGGACCGGUUCUAUCUUGGAGGAGCUAAUGAUGUUCGAGGUUUUGCACUCAACGGUCUUGGUCCUCGAGAUCAGAACGAUUCCAUUGGAGGUUCUCUCUACAACUGUCUUGGUAUCAGUGUUUUUACUCAGGUUCCUGGACUAAAGUACGGUCUUGACAAUCCUCUGAAAUGGCAUCAUUUUGUCAACUGUGGAGGCUUGCUCGGACAACGAGAUGUCAAGACUUUGCUGCACAACCAGUCUGUUUCUGUGGGCACUGGUCUUGUCUACAACCAUCCCGCUGCUCGGUUUGAGCUCAACAUCUGUGCUCCUCUGGUAGCCCGAAGCACCGACAAGAUGCGAAAGGGGCUCCAGUUUGGCGUUGGAGUCAGCUUUUUGUAA